UCCAAGCCAUACUGGUAUAUUAGGCAAUGAAGUAGAAAAUGUCAUAGCAGACGCCUAUCCAUAUGCUACUAAGGCUCAGACUUUAGAAUCGCUGACACCUGUUGAGUUCGCACCAUCGGAUGACUGGAAGCUUCUUUGUGGCCGGAGAUACAAGUUAUGUCGAACGAUGCAGUUUGACGAUCGUGCGAUGUCGUCUUUGUUUGAUAGCAUUGAACCUCCGCUUCACUUCUCUACAAACCUCAAGAUCAACCGCUCGAGGCAGCCUAUACGCUUUACUUCUUGCAUUGUAUUAAAAGAAGCGACAUCAUCCGUGUGCCCGCACAGUAGCGCAACGUGGGAUUCGUUGAGUACUGUCUCAUUGAGUGCCCACAACAUGGUCAGCAGAGAGAUCUUUCGCAGUCGUGUGAACACUUUAGAUAGGGACCCCUUUCCUGUGGAAAGUGUGCUUAGACCUUGGUCGCGCCAGAGCAAAAAUGCCGUAGAUACUGAGCUCUACGGGAUUGUUUCAUGGGCAGUGCUUUGAUAAAUUCCUUGUGAACAGUCGUUUAUGUGUAUCUUUAAUUUCAUCUAUGUUCCCAAGACCUGUUGUUCAUGCUUGUGUUGUUCUUGUGGUCUUAUAUUUUCUUCCUUUUAUUUUCUCCUCGAGCCACAGACUUGCUCUGCUAGUGCCUUUUUAUUACUGACGUUUGACUGUGUUCCGUACAUUCAUUACAAUUUUUUGUUUUGUUUUUGUUUCUUUCCCUAGCUAGGAUUUCGGGAUAACCGGCCUUUCUUUGUCCAAACUUUCCAUGCUUCACAUCUAAUAAAGCGGGAGCUGUGGAGAUAUUUUUGCGCAUUACUCUUCUCAGAACCCCAUUUAAAAUGGACCAAAGGCGCCUGCGACGACGGGGAGGAAUGACAACCGGCAUCAACGAAUAAAGUUGCGAUUGUUUGGCAGAACUCUAUGUGUGACACGUUACUUUCCCACGUGACUCUGGCUAAAAGCGUCAGUGUUGCGAUGUACGCGCCAGACUGGUAACUUUGCGUAACUUUGCCGCGUUUUAUUGCCGGCACAUGUCACUAUAUGUGUAAGAGGUGCGGUUGCGUCCUCACCGCGGGCAUGAUUUGCGUCCUUUACGAACACGACCGCGUUCGCCCGAGGAAGGAUUCGUAGCCAACUUUUUCCGCAUGCGCGCACUUUAUUGGAAGCUUCUUCAUAACGACAACAUAAUCGAAUAAUGUAGAGAGGAAGGAACCACUGCCGCCAGUAGCGGCCACGGCGAGGCCGUGUCGAGGAAAAAAAACAUCCGCGCGCUCCGUAGUUGUGCGUAAGCGAUCAGGUCGAAAGAGAACAUUUAUGCGCCUUCUCUCUGCUAUGCGCAUGUGCCACGCUUGAGGGCUUAUCUCCAUUCACGACGCGUUGAACCCUCUCCAACUUCGUUGCUGACACGGGUCAAUGCUGCCAAGGAUCGCAAGGCGAAGGAAAAAAAAAACGAGAGAAAUAAAGAAGAACAAAAAAACAAAAACGAAAUGGCCAGCACGUCGUCAUGUAUUCACUUGAAUAGCGAAGGAAAAUGAGAUGAAAAAGGACGCGGGUUAAACGCACGCACCUCAGAUACGCACCGGGUAGCGCGAAGUUCACUUCUCCAUAUUCCAGCCGCCCAGGUCCACAGGAAGCGCCAUGGAGAACCACACAGCCGCAGAUUUCGAAUCGGCGUCGGAUUUUUUCAGGCGCGACCCGCGCACCGCCGACUGGGCCCUGGUGGGCAACAAGCAGUUCAUCGUCUUUCUGAUUGCCGCCUACGUCUACAUCGUCAAGAUCGGCGGACCUCGGUUCAUGAAGGAGCGCAAGCCCUACGACAACAUCAAGCCCCUGAUCCUGCUCUACAAUGCCGUCAUGGUGCUCCUCAACUGCUACUUCGUCGGUGCCUUCUUGUCGAAGAGCUAUUGGGGCGGCGGCUACAGUCUUUUCUGUCAGGGCAUCGAUUUCCAGGCUCGGGAUGCGCUGACGAUGAGCAUGCUGUCUCACCUGUGGUGGUACGUGAUGGUGAGGAUCGCCGACUUCCUGGACACCGUCUUCUUCGUCCUGCGCAGGAAGGACUCGCACGUGUCGUUCCUGCACGUCGUCCACCACAUCUUGGUCGUGUUCAACGGUUGGUUCGGCCUCGCCUACGGAGCAGACGGCCACGCGGCCUUCGGCACCAUCUUCAACAGUUUCGUGCACGUGGUCAUGUACUCCUACUACUUCUUGUCUCUGUUGGGACCCUCGGUUCAGAAGUACCUGUGGUGGAAGCGCUACCUCACCCAGUUCCAGCUGGCGCAGUUUGUAAUCAUGUUCUUCCACAUGACCGUACCGCUAUUCGUGAACUGCGGUUACCCUCUCGCACAUAUAUGCAUCACGUUGCCACAGGGCGUCUUCUUCUUCACAAUGUUCAUGAACUUCUACGUUAAGAGUUACUCUAAUCGAAGGAGGCCUCAGCCUCGCGAGGAGGCCAAGAACAAAGAUCAGUAAUUUCAGUCGGCUCCAAGUCUGUUAGAAAAGAAGCACCCACUUUUUCUUCUGCUUUCUUUUUCAUUUUUUUUUUAAGCGCUGGCAAUUUUAAAUUUUGCGUGGGUUAGUACGUAUUACGGUCGCACAGAGUAAAGCGCUUGAAACUCAGCUGUUAGGCUUCGGUCUCUGCACUUCAUUAUCUUGUCCUAGUCCUCACACUUCUGUAGACAGGUUGAUAGAGACAAGCCCAUGGAGCGGAUGUGCGUGUAACGGUGUUGAGAUCGCCCGCAGACAGGCGGAACCAUGUCGUGCGCCGAUCUGAAGAUUGAUUUGGUGAGGUUGCUAUUAUCGGAAGGACCACAACUGGCCUUUAAUUGACGCAUUCCGCGGUCUUAUAGGUGUGCAGAAAAGGCCUGCGCAUGGGCUAAAUGUGAAGCUUGAAUGUAUAGUUAAGCGAGCUAAAUACGAAUGUGACGAACUAAACGUAGCAGAAAAAGAGGCUUCAGUGCACGAAUGCUCACAGCAGUAUCUGACUCUCUGAUUGCAUUCUGAUUGCAAAGCUUAUGUCAUGGAAACACAAAUUGUAUAAGCACGCCCUGGCGUUAACUUCUUGCUCUCUCUCUCUCUCUGUCUGCUUAGCGAGCUCUUCUCAGCAAGGACGUGGUAAUUAUUAUUCGGAAGCAACGUUGUAAAAGGCCUUUCUUAAUGAAGCUAGGCAGAAAUGGGCAAUCAAGUAAGUAUAUCGAGCCCGUGUACUUGCCUGUACUUGACCAUUGAGGUACCUCCAGGUAUAAUUUCUUAAUUUUUCUUUGCACAGGCAUGCAUCCUCGAAGCAAACCGAUUUCAUGCUAGCAGCAUUAGUUGUUCUACACUGUACGUAUCUUGAGCGUAAGUACUCGGGUAACUGUUCUAAGUUUGAUGAUACUGCCGAAUAUUGAUACUAUUCCUAACCUAAUGCUAUUGCUCUCUUUCUCACUAUCUCCUCGCGCUCAGCCUUCCAUUUUUUUUUACAAUGUGGCGCCUAGUCAAAGAAUGUUUAAUGUCGUUGAACUAUUUUUGUAAGCGAUUGCCCACGCAAACCGUACCUUGUGCGAGCAUUCCUAUCGUCUCACUUUCUUGUAUCAUGUAUUCUAACCUCGAAUAAACAGCUCGAGUGAGAAGUUGCA
Molecule: messenger RNA, 3636 nt
Organism: Dermacentor andersoni
Lineage: Eukaryota; Metazoa; Arthropoda; Arachnida; Ixodida; Ixodidae
Product: very long chain fatty acid elongase AAEL008004-like
Biological process (GO): sphingolipid biosynthetic process; fatty acid elongation, saturated fatty acid; fatty acid elongation, polyunsaturated fatty acid
Cellular component (GO): endoplasmic reticulum membrane
Molecular function (GO): fatty acid elongase activity
Source: RefSeq, a predicted model, not a curated record